Messenger RNA from Rhipicephalus sanguineus (brown dog tick), 6040 nucleotides. Its product is annotated as serine/threonine-protein kinase SIK2. Gene Ontology annotation, molecular function: ATP binding; protein serine/threonine kinase activity; tau-protein kinase activity. Gene Ontology annotation, biological process: protein phosphorylation; microtubule cytoskeleton organization; intracellular signal transduction. The record is from RefSeq and is a predicted model, not a curated record. NCBI's taxonomy places the organism in Eukaryota, Metazoa, Arthropoda, Arachnida, Ixodida, Ixodidae. Gene Ontology annotation, cellular component: cytoplasm. The coding region runs from base 145 to 2016 and encodes 623 amino acids. The transcript is spliced from 9 exons.
UCACGGAGGCGGUGUUUGACGCGCUUCCGGGACGCUGCCGUUUGGCUGUCGGCUCUCGGACCCGUACGGCCGGUGCUGCAUGCUGGAAAGCAGCAGGCGUGCACUGCUGGGGCCCUCGCGGGGCGCUCCGGGCCCCCACUAGCCAUGGGAAUGGCAGUCAAGCUUAAAGGCCCCAUCCGGGUGGGAUUCUACGACAUCGAGCGCACCAUCGGCAAGGGCAACUUCGCCGUCGUCAAGCUGGCCAGGCACCGCAUCACCAAGACCGAGGUCGCCAUCAAGAUUAUUGACAAGACCCAAUUGGAUGCAGCCAGCCUAGAGAAGGUGUUCCGCGAGGUGCGCAUCAUGAAGAUGCUCAGCCACCCUCACAUUGUGAAGCUGUAUCAGGUAAUGGAGACCAAGAAUAUGCUAUACCUGGUAUCGGAGUAUGCCAGCCAAGGCGAGGUGUUUGAGUUCAUCUCGCGGCAUGGUCGUAUGCCCGAACCGAUGGCACGGCGAAAAUUCUGGCAGGUUCUGCUGGCAGUUGAGUAUUGCCACAGCCAGCACAUCGUCCACCGGGACCUUAAGGCGGAAAACCUUUUGCUCGACUCUCACAUGAAUGUCAAGCUAGCCGAUUUUGGCUUCAGCAACUUCUACUCACCGACUGGCUACCUGACAACGUGGUGUGGCAGUCCUCCAUACGCAGCUCCCGAGGUCUUUGAGGGAAAACGAUAUGUUGGCCCCGAAGUUGAUGUCUGGAGCCUCGGUGUGGUGUUGUACGUGCUGGUGUGUGGGGCACUCCCCUUCGAUGGUAGCAGCCUGCAGGUGCUGCGCAGUCGCGUGCUCUCCGGGCGCUUCCGCAUACCUUUCUUUAUGUCGACCGAGUGUGAGCAUCUCAUCCGCAAGAUGCUGGUGCUGGACCCAAGUCGACGGAUGACAGUGGAGCAGGUGAAGCGACACCGGUGGCUGCAGCCAGCAGGCAUGCACGCCCCGGCCACACCUGCAGCUCCAUCCGAUCGUGAGGCUGCUCGUCGAGGCAUCCUCGAUGAUGGGGUGCUUCGCCUCAUGCAGAGCCUUGGUAUCGAUCCAGCCCGCACUCAACAGUCACUAGUGCAGGAGCGCUUUGACCAUCAUUCGGCCAUCUACUUCUUGCUCCUGGAGAGGGCACGACGGCUCGCAGGCGCCGCCACGGCUGCAGCCGAUGCUAGCCGUCGGCCCAGCACGGUGGCCGAGCAGACACUGCGCCACGAGCCUGCGGCUGCCGUGCUGCACAUGCAGGCGGCACUGGCUGCUCACCCAACCAUCGACAGCGUGCGUGGGCACGCCUUCUGCCAGACGACAGAUGGCAACCUGGCUACGUGCCGCGUACCGGCCACGGCACUGCUCAAGGGCUGGCACGCUGCUGCACCACCAGCGACAGGCUCCAUAGACGAAGGUGUCGAGGAAGACCUGGACCCACCAGGAACACCACCUCGACCCGAGCACAGAGACAGCCCACCGCUAUGCAGCCUUACCCAGAUGUUAAGCCUAUCCGACGCCCCUCCGGGUGCACCACCCCUGCCGACUUGCCUCGAGCCGUGUUGUGGCACUGAGGGGCCGCAUCGAUCGGCGGGUGACUUCCGCGAAGGCCGCCGUGCCUCGGAUGGCCUGGUGACACUGCCGGCAGGUCCCGUGGCAUCUGUUGCUGCUGCCACAACGCUAAUGGGCAGUGGACCUCGCGAUGAGCUGUUUGGCAGUGACCGGCGGCUGCCACCACCCCCUCCCGAGGUGCUUCCGCUGACGCUGUGGAGCCAGAGCAAGCCCUUGCAGCGGCGGCCCCGUUGGGCACGGCCUUGGCGACCCACGCCGCCCCGGCCACCACUGGCUGCUUGUGGUGGUGGUUCGCUAGGCGAUGUGCCGUGCCCGUGGGCAGGUCGUGCCUGGGAGGCGAGUGGGCGUGCUGCAAACCCAUCUAGUCAUCUGUAUGGUGCAGGCGACCAUGCCACUGCGAGCCACCACGCGUCCUGGGACCCGAGCCUGGAGCAGAUGGACACGCUGUGAACUUUGGCCACAUGUACACACAUUCUCUUCAGAAGAGCCAGCGAGGAACUCUUUCAUUCGAUGUGACACUUGGUUUUAUUAGUGGUUCACACUCCACUGUAGGCUUUGCAUGAAUUCAUUCAGGCACAGUUUACACCCAACUUGCUGGAGCAGCUUUUUCUUUAUUAUUUUCAAUAAUGUUACGUUGUGUUGCAUGCAUAUGCGGGAACUCUUCUGUUGUGAAUUUAAUUUUAAGUGCUGGCCUGAAGAGCCCCUGCUGUCAUGCUAUGGAUCUCUUCUGUCCUUGCAUGCCUCAGUUGCAGACAUCUUGCAGCUUCCACUCUUCUGAAUCAUUGACUACCUACGAAACUGCCCUUGGUUUCUUCGCCACUGCCAAGGAGUACCCCACGCAUCAGCGCGUUAUGUCUGGCCAUAGCUUGCAGACUGCCUGAUAUGCGUGUGCUGUCCAGCCCUGCGUCCACUAUGCAAUUGUUUAGUGCUGGUAACCUGAGUGCUGCCACAGCAGUGCAGAUCACUUUCCACAGCUGUCAAUACUACCAAAUUGCGCUUGUCCUCUGAGGCAGCAUCUGGAAUGAGCAGCUGCUUGUUUCCACCCACUUGUAAUUUGUCUGCAUUGGCUCGAAGGGGUACACCAGGAUUGUGCAAUGGCCAGAAGUGUCCUUUAGCCUAAAUGGAGAUUAAUGUUCAAGACAUUGUGGUCGCUCAUGCAUUUUGCUACUCUCUUUUGAGCAAUGGUGUUUUCUUGUGUUUCUGGCUCCGGAUAGUGUGUCGAUCUUUAAGCAUUUCACGGCCAAUAGGGUGCACAUGUAGUGAUGAUAUCUGUUGUCAGUGCCACCUUGUGAUAUGCGGCAUACUACUGGUAGUGGUUGUGGUGGCAUAUCCUAGCACCAAGAUUGCCUAGUGGUGAUUGUCAACACUGUGUAAUUUUAGGAGAAUGAGCUUCAGAACAAGAGGCUCAACUCGUACUGUUUUGUCACCUUUGUUCGGCCUCUUCCUGACAACUUUUGUAUGCGGCCAGCAGCUUUUAUCUAACACUGUUUUACCCACUUAGCCAUGCUUUUCAUUAGCAUUUUAUCAUGCGAAGCAAUUGCCUAACAUACCUGGAAAGAUUGUUCAAAAAGUUUCAUGGGCAGUGGGAUAAAAAAAAUCAGCGUUUUGAAGCAUAUUUUAGCAUGUAUAAUUGACAGCUCAGAUACAAGAGCAUUCAUUACUGAGCGUAAAUGGUUUGACUCAUUUUAAUACCUUGGGAAAAGUUUAAAUUGCAAUUGCAUCAAUGGCAGCAGUUUUCCUAUAGGACUUGGGACAAAGGGACAAAGCCAUAAAACUGGAAAGGCAACUGAUUAGCUUAGCUGUGUAUUCAUAGUUGGACAAGAAUGGAAACAAACUGUAUUCGUCUUUGAAUCUCCAUGCACUGGGUAAUUCGUCACUGGGCUGCUGUAUGGUUAUGGGUAACCUUGCAUGCAACAUUGCAUCACACUUUUGCCAUCACAAUCUUUUUUCAUGCUUGCUUUAAAGAUGGCACUGCUUCUGAACACUAGCCAGUGGAUGGUUCAGCACAAAAACAGGUAAGUCUAAAGAAGGCCAUCACAUGACGGUCUAGUCAUCUCUUGUGCAUGCAUCAGUGCAUGAGGGUCCUGGUCAUGUGGUUAGUGUGCAUCAUAAGGUGCAGCCACUUUGGUGUGCCCAAGUGUUGUGUAAUUCUAAGAAAGUGGGGUCGUUGCCACAGUGGCAAAGGUGCACAUUGCGCGGCAGCAAGGUUAGUAGUUUUAAAACAUUCCGCUGCACGUUACUGGUAGGGUGUGCUAUUGUGUUGCAACACUUGACAAGUUGCCUGAUCUUGUCCCUUUGCAGGCCAUGUUUGCUUGAAGCAAGCUUGCAAAACUGUCACAUAGCAUUAGUGCUGUGUCACCUGCUCCCCCAAACAAGCCAUGACUUGCUGUAUCUGCUGUUGGUUCGCUGAUUUAGCACUCAGUGGCACAGCACUAAGUAAAUGUGUGCCUGUUUGCCAGCAUACUCAAGCUUAUUGCCAGUUUUGACUCGCUUGUUGGCAUUAUGAAGUUACAUGUAAAACAAUAUGUGCUGGCAGAAAGUGUCAUGUAUCUGCCUUCAUUUUGUUCAACUGGCACUGUCUGUGUUGUUUUCGUCAUGUAAAUUUGUGUAAUUGUUUAUUUAGGCAGUGAAUAGUGCAUAGGAAACUUUUCAUUGUAAGCAAAUGUCUGUAUAUGUAAGCUUUGAUAUGUAACUGGGUUAAACAUGGUUCAUUAGGUACAUACUGUCUGCACUCAGGGGCAUAAUAUUAAAGAACAUGAUGAAAGCAAACAGGCCUCUCACAGUCUUGGAAUGGAGGGCAAUUUUUUAAUGUAGUGUCAAGGCAUCAUAAUAUCAUGAAUAUCUGUGGUGCCUGGUAGGCAGACUAACAGUGACUACAGAUCCUCCUUUUGUCUAAGCCAAGUUUAUUCUAUUUACAAUGCCUUAGUAUAUCUCGCAAUCCAUCGCCCCUGAGGGUGGAUAUAGUACAUAUUUAGCAGGGCCAGUAUGUGUUGCUGCUUAUCUAUGCUAGUCAUGACACCGUUAAACACUGAAUAAGCAACAGUGAAACUAUUUGGGCUUUUAAACUUAAAAGCACUUCUAGGCACAAGGUAGGCCUGCCUGCUUUUCGACGUCUUACUGUGCAGCUACGAAUGUGGAUUGCAAGACUCACUCGAGACACUAGAUGCAUGCUAGCACUGGAAAGCUGCAGUGAUUUAUUUCCUAAUUACAUUGUCUUCAUGCUCCAAUGUUACACUGAAUAUUUUGCAGCUGCAUCAAGUUGCAUGCUCCAAUUCACAUUAGACUUGCUGCAUAGAAGUGCAUAGGCCUUAAUUCAUAGAGUGCAUUCACAAGCUGUGAUUGGGGCUUGAAUAGACCACCUUGGUGUGUGAAGCAUUGAGGUUUUUCACUGGCUAUACCUGCCAGUAGUGAAACAAAGUUUGAGUCUAAAACACUGAAUGCUAAUGAAGUUUCACAUUUUUCAACCUGGUGGACUUUAUGGCAGCUUAGGUUGUUUACUGUGGCUUUGGGGGAUUAGUGUGCAUACACCUUGGUUGUAAUGCCUUGCUGCGGCUUGCAAAUCAGAUAUCUGUUGUGUUUUCAGUAGCAUUUGUUGUUUAUUUGCUUCUUGUUAGUGAAGUAUAAUUCGGAAAUAAAAAAAAAGCAGCAUAGUAAUGCAGAACUGUGUUGCUUUUGCAACUUGGCUUCCGUGCCUCCAGAGCCCUUGCGAGUUCAUGCUCCCCAUGAAGCUGCCACGUAGAAAAACGCUGCUGUUCUGCCUAUGCUGGGUCUUUGUGGAGUGGAGCAGUGCACACUUCAAUGCUUUGUUUAUACAGCACUUUACUUGCAAAGGGUUUCUGUCAUAGCUUUGGAGGUCAGAGUCUGAGUGAAACUUGAAUGGAGGUGCAGUGUUUGUUAGUUCAGUCCUUGAGUACAUUUUUCAUGAAGCAGCACCUCAUAGCAACGGUGCUGUCAGCUUGAUAUAUCAAAGUGGCACCAAAGACAUAGUAGAGUCGAGUUUGGUAUACAAUAGGCAGUGUCGCGUUGCCCACACACAUUUUUCCCAUGUGUGCUUUUCACUAGGAAUUUAGAGAUAGUCUCAAGUGUGAGUGUGCAUGUGUGCAGAUCUGCUUUGGUUGUGCAAAGACUCCGGAAGGCUCAAUGUGUGUUGUCCCUGCUGAGUAGAGACAUGUGCAUUGCUUUAUACUUUGUUCGGUAAUGCACCCACAUCCUUCAGUGUCCAUAAAUGUGGUGGCAGCCACGAUGGGACUUCCGGAGGCCCAGUCUAACCAGAAGCUACCAGAGUCGUACAUGUGUGGAACUGGUAUGUGUGCCUGCCGAACUGUCCGCUCGCUGUGUGCGAAGCCUUUGGGUACAAAGCACAUUUCACUGUGCGUGGUCACUGGCACCAAGCCGACUUGCUUGUCCAAGAGUGAGAGUUUGAAAUGUGUGCCGUAUGUGUCGCCAGGAAUUGAAUAAAACAUGCUCGACAGGC